UCUUUCCCAGUUGCCAUGGGAACGUAGAACCUGCUAUUUGAUGAAAUCUGGUUUUCCGAGGUGCAACAGAGCGAACCGAGCAGGUGAGAGGCACCUGGGAUCCUCCAGCCUUGCCCCGAUGCAGCAAAUGCCCAAGAACCAUCUCCUGACCAGGGAAGAGAAGCUGCAGGUGAUGCGAAAUCUCUUGAAGCAAGCCCCACCUGAAGAGUUCAACGAGGUUUUCAAUGACCUCCGCUUGCUGGUGGGUGACGAUAGCCUGAUGUCCCAGGAAGCUGCCUGCCUCUGGGCCCUGCACAACAAGGUCUACUUCACCCCCGUCAGGCAGAAGGAGUGUGAGGUGCUGCUGACCCGCCACAACGAGCUCGAGGAAAGUCGCUUCCUUGACCCCCAGAAACAAGUCUCUUUCAAAUUUGACCAUCUGAGAAAGCAAGCAAGUGACUUCCAAGCUCAUGCCCAAGAGGAUAAAAAAGGUGAAAUGUGGAGAAGGGCCCUUUAUGAGGCUCUAAACGUAUAUGUCAGCAGCCACUAUGCUGAAGGACUUUGCAGUGUCUUCAUCAAAGACACGGCUGUCCGGAAAAUCCUUGUGGCCUGCAUUGAGGGUCACCUGAACAGACCCUCUGCUUUCUGGAAUGGCCUUUGGAAAUCCGAAUGGACUGUCGGCCUGACUCCCACUUCCAUGUCCGCCCAGGUGACUGGGACCAUCGAUGUCCAUGCUCACUACUUUGAAGAUGGCAAUAUCCAUUUGACAGUGUGCAAGGAAGUAAUUGGGACUCUGCCUGUCACCAGUGAAGCUCAGACAGCCCAGGACUUUGUGCAGCUGGUAGAAAAAGCAGACAACCAGCUCCAGGCUGGGCUGGCAGAAGAAUACCAAAAGAUGAAUGAUUCCCACCUGAAGGCUUUCCGGAGACAGCUGCCCAUCACCCACAGCACUAUCGACUGGGAGAAAAUGGUAACAGCGAGGAUUGUGGAGGCUCCUGCUGUUCAUUGAAAGAUUACUGCUUGCAGUGUCUGAAUAAAAUGAUUCAUAGAUUCAUAGAGUGUAGAGUCGGAAGGGACCACAAAGGAUCAUCGUGUCCGACCCCCUGCCCCUGGCAGGAAAGAGGACCGAGGUCAGAUGACCCCAGCCAGGUGACUAUCUAGCCUCUUCCUGAAGACCUCCAAGCUAGGUGAUAGCACCAUCUCUCUUGGGAGCCCAUUCCAGAUCCUGGCCACCCUUACUGUGAAAAAUUUCUUCCUAACAUCUAACCUAAAUCCACUCUCAACUAGUUUACACCCAUUAUUCCUAGUCACUCCCUGGGGCGCCUUAGUAAACAUCGCGUCCCCUAUUCCCCGUUGACCUCCCCUAAUAAAUUUACAGGCGGCCACAAGAUCUUCCCUCAGCCGUCUCUUGUGAAGGGUGAAGAGAUUCAGCUCUCUCAACCUCCCCCUGUAGGGUCUAUCACGAAGGCCACUAAUCAUGCGAGUGGCCCCCCUCUGGACCCUCUCGAGAUCCCUCUUGAAGUGCGGCGCCCAAAACUGGACACAGUACUCCAACUGCGGCCUGACCAGUGCCGCAUAGAGGGGGAGCAUCACCUCCUUUGAUUCAUGAUAACAUGGCUAGAGAUGGGAGCAAGGUCUAAAUACUCUUAAAAACCAAUAAAGAAAAGUGGGAUGAUGAGAAAGUCCAAAAAAAGAUGGAGGAUAGGAAGAGUUUUAUGGAGUCACAAGAGGAAGUGCACUUGGGAGACACAAGUUUAGGAGUUUCCAUUGACCAACGCUGAGUGCACUAGAAAGGCUCAUAUAGGGCACCCUGCUACUUAGGCCUGAACCCAGGCUCGUAUCUAGCUAUAACGUGCCAAUCAUUUCCUGUGCUUGUCCCCCAGAGCCCUUUUAGGAAUCAAUAUGUCUACUUCUUGUCUCUCCUUUUGUGCUUUGUAUAUAUGGAGGAAUAAGGUAAAGCAGAUGGAGAGGGGCAGCUUGUGUUGGUGGAGGUGGUUGAGGGUAACCCUUAGAGACAUCCUAAAUACAAGUGUGUCAUGAGGAGUGGAACAUAUAUACAUUCGUGUGUGUGUGUAUGUGUGUGUGUAAGUAAGUGUGUGUGUGUAAUGUGUGUGUAUGUCAUGCACACACAUGAAUAACAAGUCAGACCUGUGUUUUGGUUUGUUAACAAAGUUGGAGGGAAUUCGACAAAGAGCAUAUCAGAAAGAGAGUACUGGUGUUUUCUAGUAGAGAAAGCACUGGGCUAGGACCCCAGCAAACUGUUUUCUACUCUGGUCCUGCCACUGGCCUGCUGGGUGACCUUGAACAAUUCCCCCCCACCCCCCAUCUCUGUUUUCCUAUCUGUAAAAUGGGGAUAAUGAUCCUGACCUGCCUAGUAAAUAUAGGCUCUGGUGCCCAGAUCUCUAACUUUUCUUUGAUAAUUCAGUCUAAGAGACUGAAUAAUGCAUGGCUUGGUUAAAUAGCAUCUACUAGCAGCAGGAGUUAGGUGAAGAGAGCUGAUUUUCUUCAAGAAUUUUAACAUUCUUAACACCAGAAAGGGAGAGUGCUUUAACUAGAAGAAAUGAUUUGUAACUGAGCCAAAGCAAAAAUAGCUUGAGUCUCAGGCAGAUCUUCCCGAGGUGUGUUUGCCUGUGGAACAGACUCCCCAGGGGAGCGGCACAAUCCCCUGAAGCGCAGGUUGCAGAUGUGCUGUGGGCAUGCAGCAGGCUGGCUGUAUUCUGCGCUGCAGUCCGGACUUGUGAUUGCAGCUCAUGGAAAUAUUUAGCUGAAGCACUGAUAAUAGCACAGCCAUGGCAGCAAAGCUUUGUUUCAGGCUCCAAAGCCUACCCAAAUAAAUACCUGGGUUGUUCGCCCAUGCUGGGCACUCUGCUACACUGCUAGUAGCAUCUGAGCUAGAUAGCUGACUGCUGUCUUGGAGAAGUCUACAUGUGCUACAGUCACCCCUCUGGAUUGCUGCGUGGUCCCUAUAAGUCAGCACCAAAUAUAAGACUCGGCUGCUGCCCAAAGAGAUGAGUUUCCUCACUCUAGGAAUGAAGCAUGUUUUUUAUCCUCUUCUGCAGCACUAUGUUGCAUCCAUUUACCAGGUUCAGCACAUGUGGCAGGUGCCUUCCACUGUAUCCCUGUGUUUCACUGUGCUUCUUCCUGGCACUAUCAGAGGCAGGGUCAACACGCCCCUUGCCUUUGCCAUGCUGCCAGGUGGCACUGGCGGCUGCGGCGUGCUUUAAUCUCUUGGGUUGGCGGCCAGCCCAGAGCCACUGAGGAGCAUGUGGCGGGUGACGUGGGAGGGAUAUAAUGGAACAGAUCAAGAUUAAAAAAAAGAGUGAGUUGGCACGAGCUCAGCUGAGGAAUCAGGAGAAGGCCUUUGGCCAGAAGCUGCCAUAUGUGGGACCCACAGAGACCAAAUGCAUGAAAGACAAAUGUGUGGAGGUGGAAAGGGCUUUAGAGGGGUCCUGCAUUUCGAACCUAACCGCCCCUGAAGGCUGAGAAGAGGAGUCCGCCAGGGAGGGUCUGGGCUUUGCAGCUCUGUUAGCACCCUUUGCUGGUCUUCCCAGAGUAGUAGCAGUAGCAGUUUCAUUUCUGUCAUGAAACAGCACAAUCCUUAUCUUAGAGAUGUGGAACCAGUAAGUAAAGCACUGGAGGAACAAUUUGCAGGGCAUGGAAUAUAUACAAAAACCAGCUCCCGAGAUUCAAUGCACACUCACACAAGGUAUGCUUGGAAGUGCCUGGAAGGGACAACUGCUGCAGAUGUAAACACCCCAGCACAUGAGGAAAUGUGGAUGAGGAUGAGGAUGUUCAACCCUCCUGCGGUCCAGUGCAUGUUGCAGUCCUCACACCAUUCUCUGCUUUACGGUGAAGAGUCUGUGCAGAUGCAGAGAGGAACACCCUUCUGCCAUUAAACCCCAUCUACAUGAGCAAAGUUACCCAUUACUAAACAGCGGUGAAUCCCCCUGAGCUGGGGUUGAGAAAGGCUUUAGGUGCUAGAGCAAGUGAAACCAACUCUCCCCUGAUCUGGCUGUAAUGGUGCUGAAAGGGGUUUCGACCUGACCACACAGGCAGUUCGCUGAACUGCUCCAGCACCGGUUUGAAGAGACACCCCGGUUCCCUUUCCAGCAUAAUCCUGCAGUCAGCAAACAUCAUUUCAUUUCCAUGUUUUCAACAGAUGCUUUUGACUCUUUUAUUUGGUCCCUAGGAAACACACUCAGUUUUAAAACAGUAACUGAAAAAAAUCCACAUCAAGUUACUACAGGAAACACUGGUCUAUGGUCUAUGGGGGCUCGCGGUGAUGACAGUCCUUCCUCCAGGGUGGCUUUUCGGGAGGAGAAAGGAGAGACUGCCAGAUGAGACUAGACAGAGAUGGAAAGCCAGAGAGGGAAAAGAAGGAAAACCAAAAAGGGAAAAAACCAGCUAAGAAUAGAAGUGGGGAGAGCGUGCCAGACCGUGGGGCACGGCAGCUGUCAUUUGGGAUGUUAUUAAGGACAUUCAUUGUGCAACACACACGUCCGGAUCCCUGUCUGACUGGCAUCAGUACACUUUUUUUUUCACUCUCUUUGGAAAAGGGGCCUUAAUUAGGCAUGAAGAGAUUUAUCAAGCAGCGGCCUUCUGGAGCAGGCUGGUCCCAGCGACAUCUGGCGUGAUGGCUUCCAGCACAGAUCCAAACAGCAGCCGCAAGAAAUUAUGAAGACCAACGGCUUCUCCAAUGCUCCCACCUCUUUUCUGUCUCCAUUCAGCUGAGAUAUCCAACCAGCGCUCACCCAGCGUUAGCCGUGAUACUGAGGGGAGAGCAAACCCCCAAAUACCCAUCUAUCCUCUAACAAACAGCCAACCUGUUUCAGUGCCUUGUUUGGUCUCAGCAGCUGCAAUGUGUUGUGCUGGCUUCCCUGACCAUUUGAUUAAAGCAAGGAUGAUAAAGCUGGUUUCCAGUGGGGUUUUCAACUCAUUGGCGAUGGCUAUCCUCCCAGUGCUUCAGAUGCCAUGUGCCUAGAGGUAGCACUAAACUGAGUACUGUUUCCUGGGACUGGGCUAUAGGACUUGACCCAGAGCCCACUAAAGCCUGCAGGCUUUUGUGCACACAGAUAAAACUGGCAGGUCCUAACGAUGAUUUUUCUGCUCCUGAUUAUAUCAUAAUGGAGAAUCAUUGCUUUAAACCACCGGUACUGAUCACACUGAACUGAAACAAGUUUUGCCAUUGAUUUAAACGAGCAGAGACUUUCACUCUUGGCUUAGUAUAUUUUCUUGCAGUGCUGGGGAACCGGGAUCAAUUCCAGGAACAGACAUGGUGCUGAGAGUUUCAGCCUGCUGCCGUGUUGCUUUGCAUACAUCUGGCAUGUCCUUUGAUUCAACAGAGAAGAAGGCCCAGGAAUAUGUGACAUGUGAGCCAAGAAAACAAACCCAUUGUUUUCUUUAAAGCCACCAAUUAUGCAUUGCCCCUGGAGAGAUCUCUGCAAUCUCUACAAGCCACAUGGGGAGCUCAUUGGUAUUUUAAACUACCCCCCAGGAAGACUUCUAAGUAAUAUCCAUGCCUCUCUAAGUAGCAAAACAGCUUCCUUACAAAGCCCCCGCCCCCCCAACAAAGGCAUAAUGUGCAGUUUCUGAGCUUUGGGUGGUGGCAGAGGCGGUGGCCACGUCUCUUCCACUGCCUCAAAUCAGUGAUGGGGCUCGGUGGUCCACUCUCCCCACAAGUAGUUACAGCACUGCUCUCCACUUCCCCACGCCAGGGAAAUGGCCGGCGCUCCUCCUCGAGACAGCCGCCGGGCU
Messenger RNA from Alligator mississippiensis (American alligator), 5733 nucleotides. RefSeq names its product F-actin-capping protein subunit alpha-1. Lineage: Eukaryota; Metazoa; Chordata; Crocodylia; Alligatoridae. The coding region runs from base 41 to 988 and encodes 315 amino acids. Gene Ontology annotation, cellular component: F-actin capping protein complex; actin cortical patch. Gene Ontology annotation, molecular function: actin filament binding. Gene Ontology annotation, biological process: actin cytoskeleton organization; barbed-end actin filament capping. The record is from RefSeq and is a predicted model, not a curated record. The transcript is spliced from 2 exons.